CGAUGAUGGCGUUGAGACAACAUCACCAACACUAAUACACAGCACUCCUUAUUUGAAUCACUCGAUGCGAUCUUGGUCUAUGUCAUCCCUAACUAUCCAGGCCAGCACUUCUUUUCACUUGGACGCUCCCGAAGGAAGGAUUACGUCUGGCAGCUCCCUUGUGCUCGUACCGAAGAUUUCCAUCACUCCAGAGAUCAAAGCUCUUGAUAGCAGCACGGCAAAUUUCUGGGUUGCCGUCGAGAUUUCAGGACAAUUGUGCCAACCACUCAAUGGGUCAGCUUGUUCUAGCAUGUCUGACACCGACGGCUCUACCAUGGCUAGCGCAGUUCGCGGUCAAUCUUCUACAGAUCCUUUCAUGCAUGGAUGUAUUCACAGCAUGGAUAUCCAAGUUGUUCCACUUGGUAAUAGUUGUAUUCUUGACACCAUUAGGGACGAUCCUAUCCAGACGUGAGUACUUCCGCCUGGGGUAAUUGAUGACUAUUUGACGAUGGUCUAGAACACUAGGCAAUGGCGAAAAAGUACUGCUGCUUGCGCAAGUCCACAUCAAAUCGUCUCGCUCCACCAAGCAGCCGGGUCAUGUCAGACACAGGUCAGAUGAUCUGAUUGAUGACUUGGAAUAUCAACUGGGAGAUUCCAAUCUCGAGUACAUACGCGUCUCUAUC
Molecule: messenger RNA, 662 nt
Organism: Colletotrichum godetiae
Lineage: Eukaryota; Fungi; Ascomycota; Sordariomycetes; Glomerellales; Glomerellaceae
Exons: 2
Coding region: 65-451 (128 amino acids)
Source: RefSeq, a predicted model, not a curated record